Molecule: messenger RNA, 2093 nt
Organism: Epinephelus moara (kelp grouper)
Lineage: Eukaryota; Metazoa; Chordata; Actinopteri; Perciformes; Serranidae
Product: serine palmitoyltransferase 3-like
Exons: 3
Coding region: 399-716 (105 amino acids)
Biological process (GO): ceramide biosynthetic process; sphingosine biosynthetic process
Cellular component (GO): serine palmitoyltransferase complex
Molecular function (GO): serine C-palmitoyltransferase activity
Source: RefSeq, a predicted model, not a curated record
GUCACUCAUUUUGUGCGAAAUCCAUCGUAUCCAAUUUGCAAACCCUCAUUUUGGCAACGCGCGAGUGCGUAUACCAUGCCGUCAGACGGACAAAACUGAACCAUCUGCUGCCGCAGCUGAGUUGUAAUCAUGAGCAAGUUCAUAGCGGAGGCUGGAAUGGCCCAGAUGGAGGUGCAGGACUCAGGAUGAGAUGGCACUGCAGAGAACUCACACUACAUUAGCUACCACUGACAGGUGAUGUCCCUCCCUGCAGGGGACAGGAGAAAUACGCAUAAAAAAGCAGUGAGUUGGUGUUUUACUCAUGUACAUCUGGUGGUGUCCUUGUUUUAAUUGGAGGCAUUAGACGGAUCCGCCAACUGGCAGAGAACACCAGAUACUUCAGGGCCAGACUGAAGGAGAUGGGCUUCAUCAUCUACGGCAAUGAUGACUCACCUGUGGUUCCCAUCCUGCUCUACAUGCCAGGCAAAGUGGUGGCUUUUGCUCGAGAAAUGCUGGAGAGGAAAAUUGGUGUUGUAGUGGUCGGCUUCCCGGCUACACCGAUUACAGAGGCCCGAGCUCGCUUCUGUCUGUCUGCAGCACACACCAGAGCAAUGCUGAACCAGGUGCUGCACCAUCUGAACGAGGUGGGAGACACUCUCUGCCUGAAGUUCUCACGGCUGAAAUAUACCCCCAGUCCUGACCUCUAUGAUGAGACAGACUUUGAGCUGGACAGCUGAUAUGACCCCUGACACCUUCAUUUCACAGUGUCAAAACCAAGUGUCCACGCCGCAGCAGACCCGUAAACACACAGUGCAGAGUAACACCCACGUCUCACUGCACGAGAGGCAGCCAAAUGUUUAGCAGCUGCUUUUUAUACGUUUUUACAACAUUUUGAUUUGACAGAACACUUAUUUUUGCUUCCUUACAAGAGACUCUAUUUGAACUAUUUAAAUGUUUUAUUUCUAAAUACAUAUAUAUGUAAAUACAAACAUGAAAUUAUUGCACAGGCAUUGCAGGAUUGGUGUCAAACUCAAAUGCAUUGUAAAAUAUUUUGAGUCAUUUAGCCUUUUAUAUUGAGACAUCAUUCUAAAUACUUGUUUCUAUAUUAAGCACUGAAAACUGCUUAUCAUAAUUUAUUGUCAUCAUUUACAGUAUGUAGGAUUUAGGGGGGAUAUAUUGGCAGAAAUGUAAUAUGUAUAUUUUCUUUUGUUACCUUAGAAUGAGCCGUUUAUAUCUACACCGGAGGCAGGUACUCAUCCACAAAGUCCGCCAUGUUGCACUGCCAUGUUUCUACAGUAGACCAGAAUGGACAAACCAAACACUGGUGCUAGACAGGGCCAUCUGCGUUUUCGUGUUGGCCACCGUAGUUAGCAUCUCCUCCGUGAUGAGCCGAACAGCCUCAGAGAAACACUGAUAUGUAAUGUGGAACUGCUUUAUUCAGUGUUUUCAGUGAUUCACAACUGAUGGAUCGCGGUCCAAAAGUGGGUCAUGGGUCCAUUCUGAAAAGACCGCAAGUCACUUGCAAACACUAUUUUUAAGUACAGUGAAUUUCCUGCACAGAGCUUUUAUUUUGAAGUGCCAUUUCCUGCGACUUGACAGAGACAAACUAGCUGGGCAACAUGGCCAAAGGCAAGUAUGAUGCUGUAUAUAUUACACUGUUUGGACCUUUAACUAGUGUCUAAGGAGAUAUCUGGACACCAUGGCUGGACUGAUUUAAAUCACCAGAGAGGAAGAGACCUCUGCAGUUAAUCGGCUCCCACUAAAAACCUCCUGAACAAUAAACCCUGAAGGAAUUUAACCGGGAGAAUUUUCUGCUGGUUGCAACCUGCAAUCCUCACUACUAGACGUCACUAAAUUCCCCUAAAUCCUACAUACUGCUCUUUUAAAAGAUGCCAGUGGUGGUCAUUAUUGGAGAAUAAUGCACAGACUUUCAGAAUUUGACGUGAGGAGUCCCAUUUACUUCCUGUACAUGGAGAAGUAUUUAAAAGUUAUGGAAAAGGCAUUUGUAGGUUGACAUUUUCCCUGUAGCGCACUGCUGCAUUGCUAAAAUAUUGUGUUUGCUGAUAUCUAUUUUUAUUUUAUUUCCAAUAAAACACAAAUAUUGCACACGAAAA